This is a messenger RNA of Suillus paluster, 1474 nucleotides long. RefSeq lists its product as uncharacterized. The transcript has 6 exons. The coding region runs from base 92 to 1303 and encodes 403 amino acids. Lineage: Eukaryota; Fungi; Basidiomycota; Agaricomycetes; Boletales; Suillaceae. The record is from RefSeq and is a predicted model, not a curated record.
UUUCUAGUGUUCUAGUUAUUCCCAUCGGCAAGAAAACUUAUCCAAAUUCUAUUUCAAUACGUUUACCUUUCAACAUUUAACUUGGGACACAAUGUCCGACCAGUAUUCUCGGGACAAUUGGCGCCUUCUGGCCCGGAUACCACAAAUAUUGGUCGUUGACUUACAGAAGUUAUCGCGCAGACAAUCGUUAUUGUUGUCGGCCACCAAAUAUGUCUUCCUGGUCUUACUACUGGUCAAUUUUCGGUCUCUACCGUUUGCCUGGCACAUUCGCGUAUUCCUGCCAGUUUUGCGACUCCGUCUCCAGUACUACCUCCUACGCCUUCGCAUCAUUUUCAAGCCUAAAAAGGUACGGGCGAAGAUCCUUGCGGACUGGGGCGAGACUUUAUGUCCAAUUGGUGCAAACCCCUUUAAACUCGUGACCGUUCAACAUGGCUGGACGACUGUGGACGACGCCGAUUACAAUGGACAUCUUAGCAACUCCAGUUAUGCGAAGGCUCUUGAUGCAGCCCGUUUGAAACUGGUUCUGAAAGCAUUCCCUGCAUUCGCAAGGAGUGGCGGGUGGAUGGCUCUGGGUUCUACUCACUUUCAUUUCGUUCGAGAAAUACCGUUCCUUGCAAAAUACGAGAUACGUCUCUCCAUUGGGGCAUGGGACCAUAAAUGGAUGUUCAUUAUUGCUCGCUACGUCUCCUUCCGGGGGAGCAAACAGGCGGACUCAUCAAGCCAGCAACCAGAGACUAAUAACCAUGGUGUCACACCGUCAAAGACACCAACGACAUCAACUGACUUUCCCCGGAUUUUACUGAGUACACCUGCGGAGGACUUGGCCACUCCUGCAAUCCCCGAUGAUGCCAAUGAGGCGGACUCCAACCUUCAAGCAGAAAAGACGGCAGAGGCAAUGGAAGCACUAGCUGCUGUGCAGUCGCGGAUGACCGAGCCCGACGGUGCCGUACUUCACUGUGUGGCGAUUUCAUACAUUUGCUUUAAGCAUGGCCGCAUCACAGUGCCUCCUGGUGUCAUUCUUGCAUGCGAAGGUUUCUCGAAGCCCCCCAGCAUUGCCUCUGUGCCAUUCUCGCCGCAGAACCCGCCCGCUCACUGGGAGAAGGCACAAGCAUUACGUGUCGCUCCAUCAGGCAGUAUGCCUGCAUUUGCUAAGUUCCUCAAAGGAGGCUGGCGCGAUGUGCCUGAAGGUGAGAGGUGGUGGGAAGACGCGCUGGAUGGGCCGAUAGAGGAGCAACGAACGGCAAAUCUCAAAGUCCUUGAUAACAUCAGGAAAGGGAUGGAAGGAGCGAGAUCCAUCAGGUAAUUACCUAGAGGAUUUAUCCUACCGUUGAAAGCUAGUUCGACAUUCACUACAGCCGCGUAUCUUAUAUCUCACCUCGACCCAGGUUGCGAAUCCACCCUCUCCCACUUUAUCACCAGUCCAAGACUACAAGUACGAGAUGGCGUCGCAGAACAUAUGGGUGUCUGAGCACGA